Trichogramma pretiosum is the source of this 2612-nucleotide messenger RNA. RefSeq names its product facilitated trehalose transporter Tret1. NCBI's taxonomy places the organism in Eukaryota, Metazoa, Arthropoda, Insecta, Hymenoptera, Trichogrammatidae. The record is from RefSeq and is a predicted model, not a curated record. Gene Ontology annotation, cellular component: membrane. The transcript has 3 exons. Bases 378 to 1862 code for a protein of 494 amino acids. Gene Ontology annotation, biological process: carbohydrate transport; transmembrane transport. Gene Ontology annotation, molecular function: sugar transmembrane transporter activity.
UAGAGAGUCAUUUGCCUCUCGCGAUUUAAAAGGCUUGAUCGACCGCGUGCGCGAUUCAGUUCUCAAACAUCGCACUUGGCCGACGCUUCGACUUUUCUCUCUCUCUCUCUCUCUCUCUCUCUCUCGAUAUAUACAGACACACUUUGUAUCUGUCAUUAUUUUCGAUCACUAAUACAAAGACUUCGCGUCGAGUUGUUGAGUUUUUCGAGCGCCGAUUUCGAUACGCACUCAGUGGGUGAACACAAACAAAUUUUGGCCAGUUCUUGCCGGAGCUCUUGAUAAUUUGCAGUCGCAACUCGCUGCAGUCUUAAAAGGACAACGAGUCCACGCCGUUACUGCAAGCAUCGUCGUCGAGCUCGUCGAGAGGCCGCCGCAAAAUGCCGGAAAAGAACAUCGGUAUCUCGCAGCAGACGCUGGUCUCCAGCCCGGGCGACCGUAGCGCCACGGAGGGCGCCAAGCUGCCCCAGUACAUCGCGGCGGUGUCGGCCACCCUCGGCGCCCUGGCCAUGGGCAUGGUGCUGGCCUGGACGGCGGCCGUCAAGGACGAGAAGGAGCUCAGCCGCCAAUACAAGAUCGAGGUGGACGCCGAGCAGUACUCGUGGAUCGGCUCGUUCGUCAAUCUGGGAGCGGCGGCCAUCUGCGUGCCGAUCGGCGUCAUCUCCGACAAGAUCGGCCGCAAGACGGCCAUGCUGGGCCUGGCCGUGCCCUUCACCGUCGGCUGGCUCGUCAUCAGCUUCGCCAACUCGGUCCUCAUGUUCUACCUGGGCCGCUUCAUCGUCGGCCUGAGCGGGGGCGCCUUCUGCGUCGCGGCCCCAAUGUACACGAGCGAGAUCGCCGAGAGCUCGAUUCGGGGCACCCUCGGCUCCUACUUCCAGCUCAUGUUGACCGUGGGCAUUCUGUUCACGUACCUGCUGGCGACCGUCCUCGACAUCUACCAGCUGUCGCUGCUCUCGACCGUCGUGCCGGUCGUCUUCGCCGGGGUCUUCUUCUUCAUGCCCGAGUCGCCGAUCUACUACCUGAAGAAGGGCGACGAGGACUCGGCGAGGGCGGCCCUGGUGCGGCUCCGCGGGCCCAACUACAACGUCGAGUCCGAGAUCCAGGCCCAGCUGGCCGUGAUGGCCGAGACCGAGCGCAACAAGGAGUCCUUCUCGACGGCCAUCAGGUCGCGCGCGGCCAUCCGAGGCCUCGUCAUCGGCUUCGGUCUCAUGUUCAUCCAGCAGCUGAGCGGCGUCAACGCCAUCAUCUUCUACGCCUCGAAGAUCUUCGCCUCGGCCUCGGAGGACAUAAGCGCCUCGACCUCCACCAUCAUCGUCGGCGUCAUCCAGGUCGUCGCGGUCUUCAUCAGUACUCUGAUCGUCGAUCGGGCCGGUCGUCGGAUCCUCCUGCUGUCCUCGAUCGUCUCCAUGUUCGUCACGACCCUCAUCAUCGGCAUUUACUUCUUCCUGAAGCAUCAGAACGCCGAGCAGGUCAAGAGCAUCGGCUGGCUGCCGCUGCUCUGCAUCUGCCUCUUCAUUUUCAUGUUCUCCAUUGGUUUCGGACCCAUACCCUGGAUGAUGAUGAGCGAGCUUUUCUCCUCGACGAUCAAAGGAAUCGCCGGUAGCAGCGCUUGCCUCUUCAACUGGUUCAUGGCCUUCAUCGUUACCAAGUAUUACUCGCCCCUCGAGGAGGCGGCGGGCAACUACACCUGCUUCUGGAUAUUCUCGGGCAUCUGCCUGGGUGGCAUCGUUUUCGUCCUGUUCCUCGUGCCCGAGACCAAGGGCAAGACCCUCGAGCAGAUUCAGUUCGAGCUGGGCGGCAACAAGCCCAGCAGCAGCAGUAUCAACAGCUCGAUCGCCGGCAACAGCUACGACGUCAAAGUAUAAACGACCAAACAAAUCGAAUCAGCUUUAGGUAGCUGCGAUCGUAGACUUAAUUAUAAAUUAUGUUCAUUGUACAUAUUAUGGAGACGUAAAAGCAAAAGUGCGAUUGCGCGCGGACGGGAGGAGCGUCCUUCUUAUAUACUUUGUCCUUGCGAGCUGUGUAUGAAUAAUUUUCUAUGCGUACAAAAUUCCGAGGCAAUUAUCAAGGAGCUGGUAUCCAGCCGCACGAGCGUAUUUUCAUUUUUAGAUCGUUGUAAUGAAGGAGAAGGAGGACCGAAUUGGUUCCUGGCGAGACGAGUGCGUCCACCGGGACAUUUGUUGGUAUUUUAAUCUGUUGACUUAAUCGACUAAGAUGUGUGUGAGCGUGUGAUACAAAACUGAGCCCGAGUGUGAAGAGCGCAAUGACGCGCGACUAAUUGGUUUUUAAUUUAGAAUGUAACAUAGAGUUAUAAGCAUUGCGCACAUACCUGCACCAAAGACUGAUCUUAGCUGUUAUUACAUUUAGAUAUUACUAUUAUCGUCGUCUAACGAUUAUUAUGAUUACCAUUAUUAUUAUCGAUUAUGAUUAUUAUUGUUUUUUCUUGUCGUAAGAGUAAAAAAUUCAUAAAUAGUCUUAGAUUUAUUAUGAAUAAUUUUUAACUGCUGUGGCAAUACGUAACGUACACAGAUUCGUAUAGGUUUACGUAAUAGUAUUAUAAAAUUAUUGUAAUUUUAAUCUGGAACAAAAAUAUAUAAUAUAUUCUAUACCGUAAA